GGAAGACGUACAUAAAUUUUUCGUAGAUCAGACGGUCACUGGCUCAUUUCCUUCUUGCUCCAGCGAAGGUUCGAAUCCUUUGAGCUGGCCCUUUUCUCCCGUUUUUUUUUCGACCUCCAUCUUCAUCAUGCUCUGUGUUUCGAGUCAUCGACUACUUUGCAGAUGUUUUGAUGAUAAUGGCUAAUGAAUUUUGCAGAAUUUUACAUUCGAAACACUCACGAACUCCAUGGAUCCAGGAUUGCCCCCUGUUCAGCCAUCAUCAACAAGAAAGGUUAGGUUUGCUCCUAAGCCACCUCCUCGCAGAGCCAAGAAUACCGAACUAAAAACAGAAGCAAGCCAGAAAGGUGUAUCUGAUGCGGUAGUUCCUAGUGGUCGUCUUCUCCGCCGACUCAAUGAGCACCUGGGUGGACGGAAAUCUAAUGAUACCGUAAAGAAGGAAGUUCAAUUUGUAUUUCCUGAAGAAGGGGCAUCAUCAGCUCCGACAAGGAGACAUCUAAUUCCCGGAGAUGAGAAUACUGAUGGUAGUACACGAUUUGAUGGUUCUGCUGAUGGUGAGAAGAGCAUGUAUGUCAAUGAUGAAAACAUGACUAAGAAGAAAAGAGAAUAUAAAGAGCCUUGGGAUUAUAAAAAUAGCUACUAUCCUAUUACUCUUCCUCUUCGAAGGCCUUAUGCUGGAGAUCCAGAAAUCCUUGAUGAAGCAGAAUUUGGAGAGGCAGCGAGAAACAAGAAAUAUGAUGAGAGUAAAAGUCAUGCUUCUUCAGAGCUUGGCUUAGAGGAUGGAGAUGAGCCAAGACUUAUUUUUUUUCAGCUACCUAACAACUUGCCUUUAGGGAGGAGGGAUAUGGGCGUGCAAUUUAAGACACCUACUGCAAAGGGAAAAGAGGUAGUUGAGGCUCCAACCAGUGCAAAGGGGAAAGAAAAAGUUGAGAAUCAGACAGCUGGGCAAAGAAGCUCUACAGAUAAGGGAUGCAGUUUGAAAGAGUUGCCUAGUGGUCACAUGGGAAAGAUGUUGGUUUACAAGAGUGGUGCAGUUAAAAUGAAGCUGGGAGGCGUCCUUUAUGAUGUAUCUCCAGGAACCCAAAUCUCAUGUCCUCAGCAUGUCGUUGCAAUCAACACUAUGGAUAAGAGUUGCAGUAAGGUGGGAGAUGUCGAAUCGCGUGUGGUUGUCACUCCCGAUAUAGAUGCACUCUUGGCUUCAGUCCUGGAUUUGGAUUGAGAGUCUACUGCACACAAGCUUGACAAGGGUAAAGUUUUUGUAUAUGCAAUUACAGCCAUUAUCAUUGACAUAACAUGCAAAUGGCAAACAAUGUGGCCUAGUUUAACAAUUUGUAUAGAGAGAUGCACGUACUGAAAAUUGAAAGCUAAAUGUAUCUACGAACAAUGAAAUGAAACAAUGGUCCUCCUUGAUAAAAGAGGCACAAACUUUUUGUCUUCGUAUAGGCCGGUAUGAGGAUUUUUUUGAAUUUUUUUACAGAGUUUAUGAACCCUAAUAAUUUAAUUAAAAUUGAAAUUUGUGGUGGACCGGGG
This is a messenger RNA of Cuscuta epithymum, 1527 nucleotides long. NCBI's taxonomy places the organism in Eukaryota, Viridiplantae, Streptophyta, Magnoliopsida, Solanales, Convolvulaceae. The record is from the annotation of a GenBank genome assembly.